Molecule: messenger RNA, 3999 nt
Organism: Trichosporon asahii var. asahii CBS 2479
Lineage: Eukaryota; Fungi; Basidiomycota; Tremellomycetes; Trichosporonales; Trichosporonaceae
Exons: 11
Coding region: 1-3999 (1332 amino acids)
Biological process (GO): potassium ion import across plasma membrane; intracellular potassium ion homeostasis
Cellular component (GO): plasma membrane
Molecular function (GO): high-affinity potassium ion transmembrane transporter activity
Source: RefSeq, a predicted model, not a curated record
AUGCCGACGCUACCAAGGUAUCUCAAGAAGCCGUCAUGGUGGGAACAGUCCAUGGCGGUCUUCUUUGCAUCGCUAAACUUCUACCGUGUGCACAUGAUGUGCUUUACCUUUGUGUGUAUCUUCUACGCGUGCAACACGGAGUUCCAUAUCAAGUAUGUCGACUGUCUGUUUCUCUGCGUUUCGUCGAUGUGCGUCACCGGCUUGGCCACUGUCGACCUGUCCUCGCUCUCGACGUUCCAGCAGUUCUUGAUGUACUUCCAGAUGCUGAUCGGGUCUCUGAUCUUUGUGUCCAUUAUCAUGCUGUCUGUUCGCAAGCGGUUCUUCCGGUUGAAAUUCAAGCAUGUCAUGGAAGAGCAGCGAAGCAAGCGCAGGUUCGAUCUAGCUAAGACCUUCACGAACUUCCCGACGACGACGGGACAGAUGACGAGCGCUUUGCGUCGCCGCUUCACGCGUCACCACGACGACACCGAAGAGGAGAACCACUCGGUGCCCCCGACGCCGGCUGACACGAUCCGUGAGAAGGACCACGCCAAGCCGAAGAAGAAGGGCCCGAUCAAGCUGACGACGGACAUGAUCCGUCGUGUCGACGGCGGCGGUGUUGGCAUGGUGAACCCGAUGGGUUGGUAUGACGCGAACACUCCCACACCCGGCAACCAGACCCCUGAGACAAAUCGCUCCGUUUCACCACGCCCCAUGUCGCGCGCCUCAUCAGACGGUCGGGAACCGAGCCAGACUGGGUCCAUUAGCGACCCGCAGACACUGCGGAACGACAGUGACCACAGUGACAAGGGCAAGGAGGAAUCCCGAUCCUCCAGCGAGGGCAAGAAGACGGAACGCCCUUCGGACGAUCUGCAAACUGCGCCUUCCCUGCUUAAGAAUUUCGGGGAGGAAUUGCGGACCGCUCCGACGCGCACAGAGGACUCGAUCGACAGCGAGCCCAGCCGUCCGCCACCGUCGCCUCGCCACAAGCAUGUGCCCGUCGCGUACAAGCCUACUCCCGCCGAGGACGACGCCUUCCCUCGUUCCAAGACGAUUGCCUUCGAUGAACCCGAGGACGGUAUGGACCACGAGCUGCACUUCUCUAAUACCCGCGACCCAUGGGGUACCGGACCAAGCAACUUCCCUCGCUCGGCGACGAUCCGCAGCGACAACUCGCGCUUCCCGCGGUCGGGUACGACUGGGUCUGGCUUCCCCCGCACAUCUUCCCUCAGCCGAACCGGAUCUCGCCUUGUCGACUCCAAGAUGACCGGUUUCGGAGGCUUCCCCACGCCGCUGGAGAUCGCCAGUGAUCUGUUCCACAAGGUCUUCCCCAAGGCGCACAGCAAGGUCAAGCGCACGAUCACGAUGCCGCGGACGGAGACGAUCUCGGGACACCAGAGCAACCAAGAGGGCCGUGACGUGCCGUACAUCUCCUUCGCUGCUACUGUGGGACGUAACUCCAACUUCCAGGACCUGACGGAGGAGCAGAGGGAAGAGCUUGGUGGCGCCGAGUAUCGCGCUCUCAAGAUUCUGUGGUGGAUUGUCAGCGUGUACUGGGUAUUCAUGCCGCUGGCAGGCGCGACCAUCAUUGCGCCGUACAUCGCUGCCGGAAACCGGUACGAUUGGGUGUUUAACGAGCAGCACAAGCAUGUGCGCAUCCCGUGGUUCGCCUUCUUCCAGUCGACCUCUUCGUUCUCGAACACUGGCAUGUCGCUUGUCGACCAGAGUAUGGUUCCGUUCCAGAAGGCUUACUUGAUGGCUGCUGUUCAGGCGCUCCUCAUCCUGUUCGGUAACACGUGCUUCCCCAUUCUCCUCCGCUUCAUCAUCUGGUCGAUUUACAAGCUCGCCCCCACCGGAUCCCAUGUCCGCGAGCCGCUCAAGUUCCUCCUGGACCACCCGCGACGAUGCUUCGUGUAUCUCUUCCCUUCGACUCACACGUGGUUCCUGCUCCUCGUGGUGCUCACCUUAACCAUCAUCGACUGGGUUUCCUUCAUGGUCCUCGACAUUGGCACGCCCGACAUUGAGGCUCUUCCCGUUGGAACGCGCAUUGCCGCCGGUCUCUUCCAGUCCGUUGCCGUGCGCGCGGCUGGUUUCGGCAUCGUACCCAUGAACAGCUUGGCUCCGUCGGUCAAGGUGCUCUACAUCAUCAUGAUGUACAUCUCCGUUUACCCGAUCGCCAUGUCUGUGCGUGCGACGAACGUCUACGAAGAGCGAUCGCUCGGACUGUUCGACGACGACGACUCGGAUGAGGAGGAUGAGGAGGAACACGAGGCGUCGGAGACCAGGGGUGCCCACGCUGUCGCCAAGUACGUCGGCUGGCACGCUCGCCGACAGCUCGCGUUCGACAUGUGGUGGAUUGCCCUUGCGCUGUGGCUCGUGUGCAUCAUUGAGCGCAACAACCUGAAUCGCACAGACAACGCCGAAUGGUUCAACACGUUCAACGUCAUCUUCGAGCUUGUCUCUGCGUACGGCACUGUCGGUCUGUCGCUCGGUGCCGGCAGCAACAAUUACUCGCUGUCGGGUGAGCUCCGCACGCUCAGCAAGCUCGUCAUCAUUGUCGUCAUGAUCCGUGGGCGCCACCGCGGCCUCCCCGUCGCCAUUGAUCGUGCCGUCAUGCUCCCUCGCGACUUCCAGGAGGAGGACGAGCGGCAACUCGAGUCGCGCCUGCGCCGGUCUCGCUCUCGCAUGACGUCCACAUUCGGCGACCGCGACCAGGUUCUCUCGCAGACAGGUUCUGGGUUCCCGCGCACAUUCACGAUGCAGUCGACGCCGGCCACUAACAUUGUCCCGCCGUCUCCGAUGAUUGCGCGCCGCGACUCGUCUGUGGGCAACCCUUCGUCGCCGGGCAUGGCGCCUCAGCACAAACCAGUCAUGCAUGCUAGCUCUGGCAUUGUACGUGAUGUUGCGGGUGUUCCGAGUGGGGAUGACGCCACGAGAUUCAUCAGCAUAUACUCUCGCCUUCGAGUCAAGCUGAAAGUCAAGCUCGACCUUCUCAAGUCAAGAACACGAGAGCGCCUUCCCUCCCUCCGUCCUUCAUCUUCCUCCCUCCCAUCUCGAUCCCGAGGACAAGACCAUGUCCCAGCCCUCCGCCAGCUUCUCUCACUGGGCAAGGCCAAAUCCUCCUCCUCCCCAUACAGCUCGAAUACGGGCCCAAAGGGUGUCCUGUCCGAUUCGCGCCAGGCGAAUGCCGAGGAACGCGAUGCAAGGCAGGCGGCUGUGAGACGCACGAGGGCAGAGCAGGAGGCGAGGGCUAUCACUGCGCUGGGGCCGGACGAGGGGACGCUGAGGAUACGUGAGGGACCUAUUGGUAUGUAUCCGACGAGCGCAGCGAGCUGGAUAAUGUCUCCCUACCACGGACGAGGGUUCAGAUCAGGAAGCCCGGCAAGCUCUAGCAAGCUCUACACUCCCCAGCCCCAGCAGUUCUGGGCAUUGCUCCGAGCAAUGAUGGGAAGGGAGAACAGGGGUGCCGCCCGCCCCUCCUCCGAGCUCUACCCGCGACAACAGGGCGCAGACGAAGUCUUCGACCUCGAUCUCUCCAAGCUCGACCUGUCGCGGCUGGAUCUCUCCGCCCUCGAUCUCUCUGAAGACGAAUUGGCGCUGUUGCUGCAGCUGAGGGACGAGCAGGCCGCGAGCAAGGCUGGAGGAAGGGAAGAAGAUGUCGAGCGCGACGAACUGAGGGAAUGGAGGGAGAGGCGCCGUGCCGAGAUUGCAGAGGGAAGAGUGAGGGACAUUGAUACGGAGGAGUUUCUCGAUAUCAUCGAAGAGCACGCUGCGAUUCUGAUUUACGAGGAGGCAUCGAGUAUCCUCCGCCGACACCCCGAUACGCCCCCGCUCGUCAAGAUUACGGCGACCGCGCUCCAGUUCAUGACGACCGAGGAGGGGCCAGACGAGGCCGUCCUCCCCGCCGUGCUCGUGUAUCGCCGCGGCGACCUGAUGGCGAAACAUAUCCGUUUCGAGGGUGACCUUGAGACACUUCUUCGUUCAAACCUCGCAGCUGUGGAAGGCGCCGACGAUAGCUGA